AAGCUGGAGAAGAACGUGGAGGAUGAGGAUGCCGGCGGAGGAGGCAGUGGUGGUAGUGGUUCUGGGGAGGUGGUGAGCUGGGAGAGCAACCUGCCAAAAAUGGUGCUCCGGGUUCUGCUGGUUGAAGCCGAUGAUUCGACGCGGCAGAUCAUCGCUGCGCUUCUCCGAAAAUGCAGUUACAAAGUUGUUGCAGUUGGAGAUGGAUUAAAGGCGUGGGAGGUCAUAAAGAGGAAACAUCAUAAGAUGGAUCUUAUAUUAACAGAGACAGAGCUGCCGUCGAUUUCCGGAUUCGCGCUCCUUACGUUAGUCAUGGAACACGACAUGUGCAAGAACAUACCUGUAAUAAUGAUGUCCUCUGAGGAUUCAACUAGCAGGGUUUUGAAAUGCAUGCUGAAAGGUGCAGCUGACUAUCUCAUUAAGCCUGUAAGGCGGAAUGAGCUGCGGAACCUUUGGCAGCAUGUUUGGAGACGGCAAACUCGUAGCGGUGCACUGGUUCCACAAAACGUUAAUGUUACACAGAAAAAAGUUGAAGCCACUUGCGAGAACAAUUUAGCAAGUAAACAUUCAAAUGGUUACGCAGCUUCCAUGCAGGAAAAUAAGGAAUGCAGUGAGAAAGGAAGUGAAGCCCAAAGUUCUUGUACGACGCCUUACAUGGAAGCUGAGAGUGCGUACAUGCAAAAUAUGCAGGAUAUUCCACAGCUAAGGUAUGAGAGUGCUUCUAAUUUAAGCAAUACAGAUAUGGAAAGGCUCAAGGAGUGUGCUAGACCGGACAACGAAUCUGCUGUGCUUGAGAGUGAAGCAAAAGAGAAGUCAGGUACAUUUGGAUCAUAUGAUGUUCCUUUGAAGGAAGGUUAUACCUCAGCUGGAUUAAGACUCAGAGAGGACAAUGUUUCUGCUACAAAAAUGGUUCAAGGUGAAGGUAUGCAACCGGAAAGUUACAAAGUAGAUGCUAAUAUCACUUCUGAAACUCACAUCAGCCGUUAUGGACUGGAUGAACCCUCCAGUGGAGCUAUUGACUUUAUUGGAGCCUUUGGUAAUUGGCCAAAGUGCACUGCCGGACCCCCUGACAAUAGAGACGAUGGUACAAAGCACAUGGGAUCCACUCCACAACUGGAACUUUCUUUGAGAAGUACUCUGGAUGGUUCAAACAAGCAAGUGAACGAUGAAAGGCCUGUGCUGAACCAUUCUGAUGCUUCUGCCUUUUCAUGGUAUAAUAAUAGCAAGACGUUGCAAUCCUUUUUCCCAACAUUUCCCAUCACUGAAUCGGAGGUUGCAAAUAAAUCCCAUGAUAGCCAGGAAAACAUGUCUACCUUGGUUUCCGGUCAAACUGAGGAAGCUGAUUUAUGCUUUCCACGCUCUCAACUUGGGAUGGUUCCUAUCGCUGGGGCAAAGUCUGAUAAUAUUUGCACUGCAUACGGUCAUUCUUUCCCAUCCUUGUUUCAUAGACAAUCAGAUGUAACCCCGACAUGGAGUAGCAAAUUGGCUUGCAAUGGAGAACAAUCCUCCUAUCCUGUGAAUUCCCCAUAUCAUUCCAAUCCUGAAGUUUACCUCUCAGAAGAAGGUUGUCACCUGUCUGACAAGACAACCUAUAAAUCUAUUGGCCAGACUGUGCAGGGGCAGAACAACCAGGAGCAAAUGGAGGAACUGAGACCUGGUUCGCCUGCUACUGGGCAAAGUGGCUGUAGUAGUUUAGGCAAUGCUGUUGGUAAUGCUAUUGGACGCAGUGGACAUGGAAGCAAUUGUAGUAGCACUAAUGGAAAUGCCACUCUGGCUGUGUCUGGUGAGAUGGAGGCUUCUGAGAGUUUGAAUGACAGUGGUCGUUCUGUUCAUGAGGGAUUUGGAGGAGCUGAUCCUCUUCGUUCCAGCCAAAGGGAAGCAGCUCUGACCAAGUUCCGACUGAAGCGGAAAGAUCGAUGCUUUGAAAAGAAGGUCAGAUACCAAAGCCGGAAAAUACAAGCAGAGCAGCAUCCCCGGGUGAAAGGUCAGUUUGUGCACCGAGCACGAACUAAUGCUCCAACUGCCAAUGCUGUUGGUUUGUGACACCGAGUUUUGGCAACGUACCUGCGACUGCAAGUUAGUAGAAAGCGUGUGUGGUUGUGUGAUGCAGGAGUCUUUAGAUACUGUUGAAGCUGUUGUGAAGAAGCACAGAAAGAUAAAGUGGUUGCAGAAGACAUGGGUUCUUGUUUUGGUUUUGGUUUUGGUUUUAGUUUUGGAUGUUAGAGGAGGUAGUGGUGUAAGUAUGUAGGGAUGCUACCUUAAAAGUGUCACCAUCUGCUCUGCAUAAUAUAUGGUUUUUGUAUGAACCUCGGAGAGUGAUUUGUGGUUAGAGGUUUAAUGGUAUGAUAAUUUGCAUUAAUGUGUUGGGUAUGUAAUUUAUGAAGGGCGAGUGUGUUCUUUUGCUUAAUUACGUGGAGGUUAAAUUGUUGUCGCAUGUUAUUUUGUAUCUAGAAGGUUAAUAUUUUCUUCAA
Molecule: messenger RNA, 2468 nt
Organism: Pyrus x bretschneideri (Chinese white pear)
Lineage: Eukaryota; Viridiplantae; Streptophyta; Magnoliopsida; Rosales; Rosaceae
Product: two-component response regulator-like APRR3
Exons: 8
Coding region: 100-2040 (646 amino acids)
Biological process (GO): phosphorelay signal transduction system; cytokinin-activated signaling pathway
Molecular function (GO): protein binding
Source: RefSeq, a predicted model, not a curated record